AUGACCUCCGUCUACUCCUCUAAUCAACCACCACUCGACCACAUCGCCGCUAUCAACGGGAGCGCAACUAAGCCUGCGAUCCCCAGCAAGCCCUCCUACGGUGUCGAUUCCCCCCUUGGACUCAUAUCCUCACUCCCGUUUUCCCCGCUCUACCUUUACGCCACUCUCAAGGGCAAGCACGAUCUCUGGGACUCCCUCCUCUCCUCCCUCCCCGACGACGCCUUCACGCACCCGACUCUCGACGCCGGCUGCGGCCGAGGCAUGGUCCUGCUCAAGGUCGCCCAGCGCAAGGCGGCCCUACCCUCCACUACCACCACCACCACCACCACCACCACCACCACCACCACGCCCUCCUCUCCCGCCUACGGCAUCGACAUCUUCAGCACCGCCGACCAAUCCGGCAACGCGCCGUCCGCAACCUGGGCCAACGCCGCCGCCGCCGGUCUUCUCGGGACGACGACGACGACGACCUCUCUGGCUGCCCCUCUCCCCUCCCCCAGUGACGACGACGACAGCAGGACCAGCAGCAACAGCAGCAGUGGCCCGAUCGUCCUGCACACGGCGAGCUUCACGGCGCCGCUGCCGUUCCGCGACGGCGUCUUCGGCGUCGUGACGAGCUCGCUGGCCGUGCACAACGUCGGCCGAGCGGGCCGCCGGCACGCGCUGCGCGAGAUGGCGCGCUGCUGCCGGCCCGGCGGCUACGUGCUGGUCGUCGACCUGGCGGGCUACGUGGGCGGGUACGCAGAGUGCCUGCGGGGGGGGCUGGGGUGGACGGACGUCGAGAGCGCGUGGGGGGGCGUCGGCGUCAUGUUUGGCGUGUGGCCGUGUGUCGUGCUUAGGGCGAGGAAGCCGGAGUGA
This is a messenger RNA of Lasiodiplodia theobromae, 858 nucleotides long. RefSeq lists its product as uncharacterized. The coding region runs from base 1 to 858 and encodes 285 amino acids. The transcript is spliced from 2 exons. The record is from RefSeq and is a predicted model, not a curated record. Gene Ontology annotation, molecular function: S-adenosylmethionine-dependent methyltransferase activity. NCBI's taxonomy places the organism in Eukaryota, Fungi, Ascomycota, Dothideomycetes, Botryosphaeriales, Botryosphaeriaceae.